AUGUGUGGGAGUGACCACGUACGGGUCUGUGAGUCUCAUGGACUCAUCUCUGACAUUCUGCAGGCCCAGACCUCACUCGCUGACCUCUUGCUGGAGUAUCUGGAGGAGCUCGAUGAUGAAGAGCUGAAGAAGUUUAAAUGGAAACUGAGUCGCACAAAGUAUAAAGAGUUAAAGCCCCUUCCCUGGGGUCAGGUGAAGGGCUUUGAUAUAAUUGACCUCGCCAACAAGAUGAUAGAUUACUACGGUGAAGCUGAUGCUCUCAACGUCAUGAUUAUAAUCCUGAAGAAUACGAACCUGAAUAAACUUGCUCAGAGGCUGAAUGAAGACCUGCAGAAGGGGGAGCUCAUGUCCAGCACAAUCAAAAGUAACCUGAAGCAGAAAUUUGAGCGUGUAUUUGAAGGGAUAGCUAAGGAAGGACAGCAAACACUUCUCAGUGAGAUUUACACAGAACUCUACAUCACUGAAGGUGGGACUGGAGGAGUCAAUGAUGAACAUGAGGUGAGACAGAUUGAAACAGCACCCAAGAAAAGGCUAACAGAAGAUACUACAGUCAAGUGCAAUGAUAUAUUUAAACCCUUAUGUGGGCGUGAAACACCUAUCAAAACUGUACUCACUAAAGGGGUGGCAGGUAUCGGGAAAACAGUCUCUGUGCAGAAAUUUAUUCUCGACUGGGCAGAAGGAAAAACAAACCAGGACAUUCACUUCAUAUUUGCUCUUCCUUUCCGGGACCUGAAUUUGAUUAAGGAUGAAUACAGUCUGAUUGAACUGCUUCACUGCUUUGACCCAGAACUGAAAUCACUUGAAUCCACUGAACUGUUUAGGUGCAAAGUCUUGUUCAUCCUUGAUGGUCUGGAUGAGUUUCGCCUUUCUCUAGAUUUUCAGAACAAUGAGAGCUGGUGUGAUGUAGCAAAGAAAAUGUCACUGAAUGUGCUGUUGACUAACCUCAUUAAGGGGAAUCUGCCUCGAAACACUCUCCUCUGGAUAACCUCCCGGCCUGCAGCAGCCAAUCAGAUACCUCCUGACUGCAUCCACCGGGUGACAGAGAUACGAGGGUUCAGGGAUUCCCAGAAGGAGGAGUAUUUCAGGAGGAGAUUCAGUGAUGAGAACCUGAUCAGCAGGAUUAUCAGACAUGUGAAAUCAUCAAGGAGCCUCUUCAUCAUGUGCCACAUACCUGUGUUCUGCUGGAUUUCAGCCACUGUGCUUAAGAAGCUUUUUAGUGAGACUGACAGGGGAGAAAUUCCAAGUACUCUGACUGAAAUGUACACACACUUCCUGAUCUUUCAGACAAGUUUAAAAAAAGACAAGUAUCUGAAAAACUAUGAAUUCAAGCUUAAUGAAUACAGCAAGGAAUUCCUUUUAAAACUCGGUAAACUGGCUCUUGACAACCUUGAGAAAGGCAAUCUCAUAUUUUAUAAGCAAGAUCUGACAGAGAAUGACAUUGAUGUCACUGAAGCUUCAGUUUACUCUGGAGUGUGCACGGAAGUCUUUAAAGAGGAAUAUGGGUUGUAUCAGGAUAAGGUGUACUGCUUUGUGCAUCUGAGCAUCCAAGAGUAUCUCACUGCUUUGUAUGUGUUUCUGUCAAACUCAUCAGCUGACUUGCUGAAGACUGCAGUGGAUCAGGAGUAUCUCGCUGCUUUAUAUGUGUUUAUGUCAAACUCAUCAGCUGACCUGCUGAAGACUGCAGUGGAUCAAGCAUUAAAGAGCAAGAAUGGACACUUGGACCUCUACCUCCGCUUCCUCCUUGGCCUCUCAACAGACUCCAGUAACACUCUGCUACAAAGGCUACUGGGACGGACAGGAACCCGGUUUCAUAACAUUGAGGAAACAGCCCAAUACAUCAAGGAGAAACUAGAGAGGGAUUUAUUUCCAGAAAGGAGUAUCAACCUGUUCCACUGUCUCAUUGAACUGGGUGACAAUUCUCUAGUAGAGGAAGUACAAAGACACCUGAAUUCAGGAAGCCUUUCAGCAGAAUACCUCUCACCUGCACAGUACUCAGCUCUGGUCUUUGUGAUACUGAUGUCAGAUGAGGACCUGGAUGUGUUUGAUCCGAAGAAGUACAUCAGAUUAGAAGAUGCUGACUACUGGAGGCUGCUUCCUGUGGUCAAGAACUCCAGGACGGCUCUGUAAGUGACGUGGGGAUGGGAAAUCAUGUCUGGUCUGGCAGUAAUACAUUAACAUUGUAUUAAAUACAUCUAAUAUAUUUCUUUUCAGUUCUGGAUGCUGUAGGAAGCAUUUCUGUAAAUUCUGGGUGUGGCGUGUGACUCUUUUGAUUCGGACCGUGUGUCCAGAAGGUCGCUGGUUCAGAUCUCCUGGCCGGCAGAGUGAUGUCAUCCUUGAGCUGCGGGGGUCUGGAUGCUGGCCGACCCUGUGCUGUGACCCCAAACUUCCUCUCACCUGUAUAUGUGUCGUGUGUCUCUUGGAGAGCAAGAUGGGAGAUGG
Molecule: messenger RNA, 2439 nt
Organism: Paramormyrops kingsleyae
Lineage: Eukaryota; Metazoa; Chordata; Actinopteri; Osteoglossiformes; Mormyridae
Source: RefSeq, a predicted model, not a curated record